CUGCAACCACCAUGGAGCUACAAGAAAUUCAAAAGUAUCUUAACGCCAUACAGCCUCUGUGCUCGCGGGUCUCACCCUUGUCGCCCAAUGCCUCUCCGCGCUCACGUCGGCUCGCUUCAACGGUCUGCGAUCAACUUUCCUCCAUCCAAACUGUUCUUGUGGAGAAUCUGGGCGGACCCACUGGGCACAGGCACGGAGGAACUUCGCGCGCGCACCGUUUGGAUCCAUCUGGUGACGCCGAAGAAGAUGAACAGUCUCAGGAUGAACCCGACGGCGAAGGCGAAAAGAGGGGAGGGGCUCGGGAGACAGACGAGGACGCAGAUGAGGAUGAAGACGAAGACGAGAACCGCACUGAGAAAGGAAGAUCGACUAUAGCUGCAAAGCAGAACACUGUCGCUUUCCGCGUAGCAAAGAUAUCGCAAUGUCUGGCCGCCGACCCGCUGUCUCUCGCUGAGGUCGCAGACAUGCUAGUUGGAGAUCGUCCCAAAGGCAAGGUCGCUGACCUCGAAGACAUCGCGCUUGCGUCCCUCUUGGCAGGCCUGCCACAUGCGUCAUUGCAUGACUGGGCGGGAGUAUUGGAACAUCUCGCCGAUAACAUCGUCAGCACCGCUAGCAUCGUUGUUGCUUCUGCUGCUCACGAUGGUGUCGAGAGUAUCACCCAGCGCCUUGAGAUGCGCCACAAGGCUCUCACGUCUGCAGACAUGGGAAACCGUGCGAACAACUGUGUCGUAUUCGUCCUCCGGCAGAUUGAAACAAUCAAGUUCGCCCUGGACUGGCAGGAUCGCGGCGCGUUGCCCGGGGGAAAGAAGUGGAUCAGCGACUUCUACAAGACUGCAUUUAUCGAAGAUCCAGCCUUCGUUGACGAGUUUCAAGGUAUCACAGAGAACGCUAUCAAAGUCAAACUGCGAGAACUCGAGGAGCCCUUUAAACGGUGGCGCAACAGUGCCCGGCACACCGUCACCGCCCGCAACCGCCUCCUUAGGCUUUACAAUAUGUUCGGCUUCGGUGUACUCCUCGAUCCGACGUGGGAAGUGAACGGGCUUGUACGCGGCCGCUCUCGCCUCUUCGUCCCUGUUCUCGACAGCCUGUUGUCGGUCGUCCGGAAAGCAGAGCCUGCCGAUCUGCCGUCGCAGUCGGAUGCUCGCCGCGCUCUCAUACACAUCGUGACGAUCCUCGGGGGUGACGACAUCGGCGUCCAUGUCAAGCGCUUCGUGCAGGACCACCCGCCGACUCUGCUGUAGACCGACCCUCUAGUGCCCUCUAGUGCUGCUGUAUAGUCUUUGUGUGUACAGUCAUUGGCAGUGUAUCGGUGGACCCGUGCACACCCGUGUUCGAUGAAACACCAGUUAGCUGGUUCUCCUUUCUUGGGUGGUUGCGCAACUCGGCACGUCACGCGUGUGUGUCCACAACUUGCUCCGCUGCGGU
Fomitopsis serialis is the source of this 1425-nucleotide messenger RNA. RefSeq lists its product as uncharacterized. NCBI's taxonomy places the organism in Eukaryota, Fungi, Basidiomycota, Agaricomycetes, Polyporales, Fomitopsidaceae. The record is from RefSeq and is a predicted model, not a curated record. The coding region runs from base 12 to 1241 and encodes 409 amino acids. The transcript is spliced from 5 exons.